ACGUUGAAUAUAGACGAAUAUAAUAUUUUUGACAGUACGUGGUUUUAAGGUUAUCUCGAUAUCAAAAAGCAAAUAUAAACCACUUUGUUAUUAGUCAGUUUCUUAUUAAUAAAAUCGUAUUGUGAAUUGUUAUAUGAAACUGUCAUUAUUUCUUCAACAGAUGGCAAUUAUUAAAAAAUGAUGAUAUAUGUGUUUUGAUCAAGAAAUUAAUAAUUAAUUUCCUGUAACAAUGUAGAAAUACAUAUUUGUGAAGUCAUUGUGUUGUUUUGAAUCAUAAUAUAGAUAUAUUUGCAUCAACAAAUACAAAAAUGGCACUUAUCAACAUUGAAGGAAUUGAUCCUUGGCUCAUAGAAUAUGAUGCGUGUGAAAAAUUGUUUCGUGAGAUUAUGGAACAGCUCACUAUGCGUGAUGGAGAACCAAAGACGUCAAAGGCUUAUGGUAGUUUGUCAGCCAAUAUAAGAUUACGUAUGAAGCAGUAUACGCGGGAAGUUCAGCAAUUAAAGAACAAAGUAGAAGAAGCUUCUAAAUUGAGAACAAUAACAUUUGAGGAAGCUGAACGUAGGACAAGACAAGUGGAACAAUUACAGAGCAAGGAUAUUCAGUUACAAAAAUUAUAUGAGCCACGUACAAAUGAUUAUGUAUCGUCGCGCGCUAAUCUAUUAAGAACAAACUCAUCAGCUUUCGCUGAUGGUGGCACAACCUCUUGGGCUGCUGACGAUGACGACGACAAACCAUUAGACGUACAAGUAUCUGUUACUGAUCUUAUGACUCAGCAAGAGCGAGUAUUGAUGGAACAAGAUAAAGGUUUGGAAGAGUUAUGUAAGGUGAUAGUUCGGCAAAAAGAAAUUGGUCAAACUAUUAGCAAUGAAGUGGAUCACCAAAACGAAGUAAUCGAUGAUCUGGCUGAUCACAUGGAUAGGACUGAUGAAUCUUUAAUCAACAAAACUCAACAGGUUCGUAAUAUAAGUUCCAAAGACCGAACAUGUUGUUAUUGGGUAAUAAUACUUAUACUUUUCAUUGCUAUUGUUGUUAUCUCUUUAUAUACAUAUUGAUUAUGUUACUUCAAUCUUCUUUUAUAAAUUGCCUCUAUCUAAAAUAAUCAUGCUAAAAUAUUUAUAAAUUAAGUAUAUAAGAAAGUAAGAACGUAAUAUAUUAUAACUUCUUAUCCGUUUAUCUAAGAUUAUUUAAUAUGAUUUAUUGAAUUAGUAUAAUCAUAUAUAAAUAAUAAGAUGUGUAAAUAAGAAAAAUAUUAAUUUUUAUCAUUUAUUAAUAUUGCAAAUUUGUUUUAUAAGUAUAUCAUUCAAUGUCUAUUUUUAUAUAUAUUGAGAUACUGUUAUAUUAAUUAUAUGUAAAAUUUUAUCUAAUUAAAAUAUAUUUAGUUAGUUAAGAAUAGUAUUAAUUGUCUAUAAGAAUAAAUAUCUAUUCUUAAAGAUAAAUAAGAAGAGUUGUAAGAAGAGUUGAUAUAUUGGAAAUGGGAAAUAAAAGGGUUGAUAUAAUUAG
Pogonomyrmex barbatus (red harvester ant) is the source of this 1500-nucleotide messenger RNA. It is a transcript of the gene Syx8, whose product is annotated as syntaxin 8. Gene Ontology annotation, molecular function: SNAP receptor activity; SNARE binding. NCBI's taxonomy places the organism in Eukaryota, Metazoa, Arthropoda, Insecta, Hymenoptera, Formicidae. Gene Ontology annotation, cellular component: endomembrane system; SNARE complex. The record is from RefSeq and is a predicted model, not a curated record. Gene Ontology annotation, biological process: intracellular protein transport; vesicle fusion.